GAUUUUUGACUCCCCCUGUCAUGGGUGGUUUCUUUUCUUUUCUUUUCUUUUCGGAGAGACCGUAUUUACUGUCAACGAAACAAUCCCCCCCUAAGUUAUUCUGAUCGGCACGACUAGGAUGAUUAAAUUUGAUUGAAUUUUUCAGUCUUUCAGGAAUAAACCGCGCUUCCGAAGCAAACAGAAAUUUAGUAUCACUCAUAGAUCUCGGUGCCCGUGGAUGGUGGGAAGAGUUAUCGUAUCAAUCGACCGCCGAUACUAUUAUACUCGAGGAUUCCACGGUACUGCCAACGAUGCGAAUCCUAUUUCGCCUUAAGGAAAGAAACAACGUCAACACAAUCCCUUCACUACCGAUAGGGGUGGCACUGACCUGGCUUUUAUCAUCCGGAGAACCGUGUGCCAACCGAAGCAGCCUUCCGGCAAAGAUGUAUUGGCAUAGCAAGGCGGCCUGCAACAUGCUCUCUGGAUACGCGACCUACGAGGAUUUUAUUCUGAGCUUGUUGAGGGGGAGGUUGACACGUACUGCAAGGGAUUCCUUUCUGGGGCUCGUCCGCUCGGCAAAAGUGCUUUGUGUAUCAAGACUUGGCGAAUGGUUCAUCCUCUACCGUAAUUGGUCAUCGAAUGCUGUUCUGUGCUAGUACUCGUACACAAGCGCGGGCUGGUUGAGCUCCUAGAUAGAUAAAUGUCUUCAAUCGCUCACCGCAGCUGCUCCGAGACAUCGAAUUCCUUGCAGGUUUCUGCUGUCACGAGUUAAGAAAAAUAGUCGCCUACAGGAUACUGGUGCUUCAAGAGAAUGCAUCUUGGGUGUGAAGCUGGCUCCGUUCGACCUUGUUGGUGGAUGCAUCUACGGCACGGGAAUUAUGAGAACUAUUCUUCCGACUCUGAACAAAACAUUACCAGUAUUCCUUGAUUCAGUUGUUGCCUGAUCUCUCCGCACGUGUUUACGGGCUCCCCCUGGUUGUCUGCUGGCUUCACAAAAUGAACAACUAAUCCAUGGUCUAGAUGAUACACCGCGCUCAUGCCUGUGCUGACUACGGUAUUUAACGUCGACGGAAGCGGAUGGGCGGCACGCGAUACAAACCCUUAUACCCCGAUUCUAAUCCUCACAGAGCCAUGGAUUUUAUCUCUAUCCCCUAUUUUCCUUUCCUCGCUUUACCUUUGCAAACAUCCACGGAGGCGAUACCAAAAACCACGAAAUGGCGACACAACUUAUCAUCCUCCCUCCAGAGCUCCUCGUCGAAAUCCUGCAGUUGCUCCCGGACUUCGCGACACUACACUCUUUAACCCUUGCUCACCCACGCUUCAAUAACGUCCUCCACGCGAACCCAACAACAAUAUGCUCUUCCGUAGCCGAAUCUGAUUUCGCGGAACUAUACCCGCUAGCCCUCUCCAUCCUCCCAGAACCAACACCCCCGGCAGCAAUUGGGAUAGCCGAGGCCACCGAACUUCUACAUACCCGGUCAACUUGCCAAAAACUAGUUGACGUCUGGAGAUGCUCGCUUUUGGAAACGCUCGGAUUUACGGAUGGCUACGGCGCGCCUAUACUUACUCGGGCGCAAAAUCUCCGAAUCCUCACGGCGACUUAUCGCUUUUGGCGGGUCGUCCGUGAACCACACUACGUGUCGGAGUUGGACAACCUUGCCAUACUUGAAAUGGCGGAGUUUGUGGAGUUAUUACAGGACCUACAAACUCUGGGAGGAAUGGGCGAUCGGGUGGAGGUUAUCGCGGCCAAAGUUUCACUGCAAAAUCGCGCGAAACAAUCAGGCUUGAAAGUUUGUGUGAUGGACCUUCGGUUGGUCCGAGAGUGGUUUGGGAAGUAGAAUAAUGGAUGAUGGAGUGGUCUGCUGCCUUUUUUUGCGUGUUUGCUAGAGGUUGUCGGUGGUGGGUAGAUGGAUGGAUAUAAUUUAAUGGUUCACUUAUCACACUUGAUGUGUGGAGUGCUGUACAGUACUCGUUCAGUG
Messenger RNA from Tuber melanosporum (Perigord truffle), 1958 nucleotides. RefSeq lists its product as uncharacterized. The record is from RefSeq and is a predicted model, not a curated record. The transcript has 5 exons. The coding region runs from base 1194 to 1817 and encodes 207 amino acids. NCBI's taxonomy places the organism in Eukaryota, Fungi, Ascomycota, Pezizomycetes, Pezizales, Tuberaceae.